Urocitellus parryii (Arctic ground squirrel) is the source of this 4801-nucleotide messenger RNA. It is a transcript of the gene Ptpn21, whose product is annotated as protein tyrosine phosphatase non-receptor type 21. NCBI's taxonomy places the organism in Eukaryota, Metazoa, Chordata, Mammalia, Rodentia, Sciuridae. Gene Ontology annotation, biological process: protein dephosphorylation. Gene Ontology annotation, molecular function: protein tyrosine phosphatase activity. Gene Ontology annotation, cellular component: cytoskeleton; cytoplasm. The record is from RefSeq and is a predicted model, not a curated record.
CGGGGCCCGGGGAGGCGGGCCGCUGAGCGGGCGCGCGGCCCCGAGGAUGCGGGCGCGGGUGCAGCGCUGGCGUGGAUGCUCCCUUCUCUUGGCCUCUGGAGACUCUGUUGCUUUUUAAUGGCGGCGGCAGCUGCUGGGUGAGCGGCGCGAAACUGGACAGUGUUCAUCCCUUCAAGAGAGGGCCGCUGUCUCCCGACGUCAUCACCGCGGGAUUUUCCUUCUUUGCCCCUCCAUUCUUGAAGGGAGAAGAUGCCACUGCCAUUUGGAUUGAAAUUGAAACGCACCCGGCGCUACACGGUGUCCAGCAAGAGCUGCCUGGUUGCGCGCAUCCAGCUGCUCAAUAACGAGUUUGUGGAAUUCACAUUGUCUGUGGAGAGCACUGGCCAGGAGAGCCUGGAAGCUGUGGCCCAAAGACUGGAGCUGCGGGAGGUCACUUAUUUCAGCCUCUGGUACUACAACAAGCAAAAUCAGCGCCGAUGGGUAGAUUUGGAGAAACCUUUGAAGAAGCAACUGGAUAAAUAUGCAUUGGAACCUACUGUCUAUUUUGGAGUGGUGUUUUAUGUGCCUUCAGUUUUACAGCUACAGCAGGAGAUUACCAGGUAUCAGUAUUACUUGCAGCUGAAGAAAGAUAUCUUGGAGGGAAACAUUCCUUGUACGUUGGAACAAGCGAUUCAGCUAGCAGGUUUAGCCGUUCAAGCUGAUUUUGGUGAUUUUGAUCAGUAUGAAUCCCAGGACUUUCUUCAAAAAUUUGCCUUGUUUCCUGUGGGAUGGUUACAAGAUGAAAAAGUAUUGGAAGAAGCAACCCAAAAAGUGGCCUUACUACAUCAAAAAUACAGAGGGCUCACGGCUCCUGAUGCUGAAAUGCUGUACAUGCAGGAGGUAGAGAGAAUGGAUGGCUAUGGAGAAGAGAGCUACCCUGCCAAGGACAGCCAAGGGAGUGACAUAGCCAUUGGAGCAUGUCUUGAAGGUAUCUUUGUGAAACACAAGAACGGAAGGCCUCCUGUAAUAUUUAGGUGGCAGGACAUUGCUAACAUGUCCCACAACAAGUCCUUUUUUGCAUUAGAGCUGGCAAAUAAAGAGGAGACCAUCCAGUUUCAAACUGAAGACAUGGAAACAGCAAAAUAUGUAUGGAGACUGUGUGUCGCUCGACACAAAUUUUACAGAUUAAACCAAUGUAACUUGCAAACUCAGACUAUCACAGUGAACCCAAUCAGGAGGAGGUCAUCUUCACGCUUGUCUCUGCCUAAACCCCAGCCCUAUGUGAUGCCUCCCCCGCCCCAGCUGCAUUAUAAUGGACAUUAUACAGAGCCAUAUGCUUCUUCCCAAGAUAACCUCUUUGUGCCCAACCAGAAUGGAUAUUAUUGUCACUCCCAGACAAGUUUGGAUAGAGCCCAAAUUGACCUCAAUGGUCGAAUCCGUAAUGGUAGUGUCUACAGCGCACAUAGCACCAAUUCCUUAAAUAACCCUCAAGCGUACUUGCAGCCCUCUCCUAUGUCCUCCAACCCGAGUAUUAGUGGAAGUGAUGUCAUGAGACCCGACUACAUCCCCACUCAUCGGCACAGUGCCCUGAUACCCCCGUCUUACCGCCCGACCCCAGACUACGAGACUGUGAUGAAGCAGCUCAACAGAGGCCUGGUGCAUGCCGAAAGGCAGAGCCACUCGCUGAGAAACCUCAACAUCGGCAAUUCCUAUGCAUACAGCAGGCCGGAUGCCCUGGUCUACAGCCAGCCUGAAAUUCGGGAGCACGCGCACUUCGCCUCUCCCCAGUCGGCCCACUACCCAUUCAAUUUGAACUACAGUUUCCACAGCCAGUCUCCCUACCCCUACCCUGCCGAGAGGCGGCCCGUGGUGGGCGCUGUCAGCGUGCCCGAGCUGACCAACGUGCAGCUCCAGGCGCAGGACUACCCGGCUGCCAACAUCAUGAAAACCCAGGUGUACCGCCCGCCGCCGCCCUACCCGUACCCGAGGCCGGCCAACAGCACCCCAGACCUGUCGCGCCACCUCUACAUAAGCAGUAGCAACCCGGAUCUCAUCACCAGGCGGGUCCACCACUCGGUGCAGACGUUCCAGGAGGACAGCUUGCCCGUGGCCCAUUCCCUGCAGGAGGUCAGCGAGCCCCUGACGGCUGCCCGGCAUGCCCAGCUGCAGAAGAGGAACAGCAUCGAGAUCGCGGGGCUCACGCACGGCCUGGAGGGACUGCGGCUCAAGGAGAGGACCAUGUCGGCCUCGGCCGCAGACGUGGCGCCGCGCACCCUUGCCACGGGCCCCCAGCCCGGCGUCUUCGCUGAGCGGACUAAGACCGACGAGCCCGAAGAGCAGGAAAGUGGGAGAUAUGGCCACAAGAAGUCACUCUCGGAUGCCACCAUGCUGAUACACAGCAGCGAGGAGGAGGAGGAGGAGCUGGAGGAAGAUGGGGCGCGGGCCCUCCCGGCGCGGCCUGAGCCCCGACCUGAGCCCCGGCAGCCUGCAGCCUACGCCCAUGAGCCGCUGCCCGGCUGCCCCUGUGCGGCGGGCACCCCGCUGCCAGGGCCUCUGCAUAUUCACGAGCCCAAGCCCCACGGGGUAGAGGCGGAGCAGAGGGUGAGGGAAGGUGGCCAUGUCCACGCAACUGUGGAAGCCCGGCGGCCCCGAAGGGACGGGCUGCUGACGCCCUCCAUGUCCGAGUCCGACCUGACUACAUCUGGGCGGUACCGAGCCAGGAGGGACUCUCUGAAGAAGAGGCUGGUGUCAGAUCUGCUUUCGGGGAAGAAGAACACUGUGCAAGGGCUCCCACCCCUGGGGGGAAUGAAAAAGACUCGAGUAGAUACAAAAAAAAUUGGUCCCCUUAAAUUGGCUGCCCUCAAUGGACUCUCCUUGUCUCGAUUGCCUCUACCUGAUGAAGGAAAGGAAGUAUCCACCAGAGCGACAAACGAUGAAAGGUGUAAAAUUCUGGAACAGCGGUUAGAACAGGGAAUGGUAUUCACAGAAUAUGAAAGAAUUCUUAAAAAACGACUAGUUGAUGGAGAGUGCUCAAUAGCCCGACUCCCGGAAAAUGCAGAAAGAAAUCGAUUCCAGGAUGUCCUUCCCUAUGAUGAUGCAAGAGUGGAGCUUGUCCCAACCAAGGAGAACAACACUGGUUACAUCAAUGCAUCACAUAUCAAGGUCUCUGUCAGUGGAAUUGAAUGGGAUUAUAUUGCCACACAGGGGCCAUUACAGAAUACCUGUCAGGAUUUUUGGCAGAUGGUAUGGGAACAGGGAAUUGCAAUUAUAGCAAUGGUGACAGCAGAAGAGGAAGGUGGAAGGGAGAAGAGCUUUAGAUAUUGGCCACGACUUGGUUCCAGGCACAACACUGUCACCUAUGGAAGGUUUAAGAUUACAACCCGGUUCCGCACAGACUCUGGCUGCUAUGCCACCACAGGCUUGAAGAUGAAGCACCUUCUCACGGGGCAAGAGAGGACAGUGUGGCAUCUCCAGUAUACAGACUGGCCUGAGCAUGGCUGUCCUGAAGACCUCAAGGGAUUUUUGUCAUACCUUGAGGAGAUCCAGUCUGUUCGACGUCAUACAAAUAGUACAAGUGAACCAAAAAGCCCCAACCCUCCUCUGCUGGUCCACUGCAGUGCUGGGGUAGGAAGAACCGGUGUCGUCAUUUUGUCAGAGAUCAUGAUUGCUUGUCUGGAACACAAUGAGGUCCUGGACAUCCCGAGAGUGCUGGACAUGCUGAGGCAACAGAGAAUGAUGCUGGUGCAGACCCUCUGCCAGUACACAUUUGUGUACAGAGUUCUCAUUCAGUUCCUGAAAAGCUCCAGGCUCAUCUAAGCGCCCAGACCUUCUCACGGGGACCCAUCAUGGAAAGCGUUUACAGCUAAAACAAAGUGCUUGCCUAACUCAUACUUUCUCCUGGACACCUGAUCGGCACCAAGAUCCAUCACGACUGGCGGUGCAGUAUGAAUAGUGGCGCGCAUGAGGCUGCAAAGGGGCUGGGACCUGGGAGAGGUGCAGAAGAACAAGGACUCGGUGUUGAGGGUGUGGCCUGGUCUGUCCAGUUUGCAGUACUUGCACACAUUUUGGAGAUUGUAUUUUUUAAACAAUUCUCUAUUUUACUGAAGCUAUGCUGGGCAAUUCUGGCAAUCAUUAAGGCGCAUAGAUUUCUAUCUUGUAGAUUUGUAUCUUAAACUAGUUUUUGAUAAUGGAAUUUUACAUAGUGACUAAAAUAUUUAGGAGUUUUCUUAGCAAGAAACUGAACUUUCUGUGGGGAUGAUCCACAGACUUGAGUGGUUCUUGUAUGACUUUGUAUUUAAAACCAUAUUACUACCUUUGUUAUUUAAAACAAUAACAACAAAACCUUGGGUACUUAAUGGGUUGGACACUAAGCCCAAAACUCUAAAGAAAAUCUAUAAGUGUUAUUUUGAAACAUAGAAAGCAUUUUUAUAUUCAAAAAUUUUUUAUCGUAAAAGUUCUAUAUAUUUGUACCUUCUAUAUUUUCCAAAUGAGCUCAACUCAUGAAGAUACUGUGCAGUGAGUCAGUUAAUGUAAAGGAAAGUUGGAAUGAAGGCAUAUUAUUUUAAAUGUAAGUGAAUCAGAUUAACUAAUUUUUCAGUAUUAUUCAUAAACCUAAAUGAGUUUGAUUUUAUGGGUAAAAAAUAUGAAGUGAAAAACAGUUGCAUAGGAUGGUUUUAAGCACUUUUAUGUUAAAGAUAAAAUCCGAGUUUUAAUAUAUGUGUUGGUUGAUAUUUGAAACAGUAACAAUGGACAUUGUUUCAAAAAGUGUUCCUAAGGGAAGGAUUAAGAGUAUGUAGGGUGACUAGGACAAGAGUAAGUGGCA